AUGGUCUAUAAACACUAUGAAACUAAUCAUACUCCAUUGGCACAAGCUAAAUUCCGUCCAUAUGGAGACAAUGCACACACCAACACUCAAGAAUUGGAAAAGUAUCAAGUUUUACGUUCCUAUUCACCAGUUGACUUGACUGAUAAGUUGGCUCUAGGUAUUAUGAAGUUUUUAAGAGUUUUCGUUCAUGGAUUCUUUGGAAAUCGUUAUCUUCACCAUGCUGUUGUAUUAGAAACAGUUGCUGCUGUUCCGGGUAUAGUUGCAGGAGGUUGGAGACAUUUCAACUCAUUGAGAUUAAUGAGAAGAGAUCAUGGACAUAUUGGAGAACUGAUGGAAGAAGCUGAAAAUGAAAGAAUGCACUUGUUGACAUGGAUGGAAAUGACAAAGCCAACCUUUUUGGAAAGAAUGUUGGUUGUUGGUGCUCAAGUUGGUUUUACUUCCUUCUAUACGAUGGCUUACUUGUUGAAUCCAAGAUUUUGCCAUCGUCUUGUUGGUUAUUUGGAGGAAGAAGCUGUUGCUGCCUAUUCUGAAUUCUUAGAAGCUAUUGAUAAGGGUGAUAUUCCAAAUUGUAAAGCUCCAGAGAUUGCAAUCAAGUAUUGGAAUCUUAAACCAGAAUCAACUAUGAGAGACGUAGUGGUAGUAGUACGUGCCGAUGAAUGUAUGCACAGAGAUUACAAUCACGACAUGUCUGAUAAGCAUAGGUCUGGCUUGAUUGAAUUGCGUUAA
Molecule: messenger RNA, 726 nt
Organism: Naegleria gruberi
Lineage: Eukaryota; Heterolobosea; Eutetramitea; Acrasida; Naegleriidae
Product: alternative oxidase
Exons: 1
Coding region: 1-726 (241 amino acids)
Biological process (GO): alternative respiration
Cellular component (GO): mitochondrion
Molecular function (GO): alternative oxidase activity
Source: RefSeq, a predicted model, not a curated record